Messenger RNA from Acaulospora colombiana, 304 nucleotides. The record is from the annotation of a GenBank genome assembly. Lineage: Eukaryota; Fungi; Glomeromycota; Glomeromycetes; Diversisporales; Acaulosporaceae.
AUUUAAAACACUCCCAAAAUUAGCAUUUCAUCAGAUCCCCACUCUCAACGGUGAUCAACAAUUCAUCCCUAGUGAACGUUCGAUAACCUUACUUUACUGGACAUUUGUCCUAGCGACGAGUAUCCUCACAUUAAUAUUAUCGGUAUUAAGAGCAACUCAAUCAAUCUCAAUCCUUUGUUUCAUAAAAUAUGGACGACUAUUGGUGAAAUUACUUGAAGGAAGUGUACGAUUAUCAGGAGUCAGUGAUCUUGUUUCUCCGGUGAACAUUACCAGCUUUGAGAAAUAUAAAGUUUAUGUGACAAAG